Staurois parvus is the source of this 337-nucleotide messenger RNA. The record is from the annotation of a GenBank genome assembly. Lineage: Eukaryota; Metazoa; Chordata; Amphibia; Anura; Ranidae.
UGGCAGAGAGGGGGUGGAGGACACUGUAUGGAAGCCAGUUGAGGGAUUGGUAGAGAGGGGUGGAGGACACUGAGUGGAGGAGAGUGGAGGGAUUGGCAGAGAGGGGUGGAGGACACUGAAUGGAGGCCAGUGGAGGGAUGAAUGGAGGCCAGUGGAGGGAUUGGCAGAGAGGGGUGGAGGACACUGAGUGGAGGUCAGUGGAGGGAUUGGCAGAGAGGGGUGGAGGACACUGAGUGGAGGUCAGUGGAGGGAUUGGCAGAGAGGGGUGGAGGACACUGAAUGAAAGCCAGUGGAGGGAUUGAGAGAGAGAGGGGUGGAGGACACUGAGUGGAGACCA